Panicum virgatum (switchgrass) is the source of this 771-nucleotide messenger RNA. RefSeq names its product AT-hook motif nuclear-localized protein 23-like. The transcript has a single exon. The record is from RefSeq and is a predicted model, not a curated record. Gene Ontology annotation, molecular function: DNA-binding transcription factor activity; minor groove of adenine-thymine-rich DNA binding. The coding region runs from base 63 to 680 and encodes 205 amino acids. Lineage: Eukaryota; Viridiplantae; Streptophyta; Magnoliopsida; Poales; Poaceae. Gene Ontology annotation, cellular component: nucleus.
GUGGAUCACCAUCUGCAAGGACCGGGUCGGAUCGGACGUGCCGCGUGCGCCCGGGCGGCGUGAUGGCCUCCAAGACCACCGCGGCGAGGACGACGACGGCGGGCCGCCAGCACCACCUGCCGCGGCGCAGGCCCGUGCCCAGCGGGCCGCCGGUGGUGAUCGCACAGCAUGAGUGCCCCAGCGCGAUGCGCGCCCACGUCCUGGAGGUGCCCCCGGGCCGCGACGUCCUCUCGUGCGUCGCCGCGUUCGCGCGGCGCGGGCGGCGGGGCGCGCUGGUGCUGGGCGCGGCCGGCCGCGUCGCCGACGUCGUGCUCCGGGACCCCGCCGCCGCCGCGCUGGUGCUCCGCGGCACCACGGAGAUACUGGGCCUGGCCGGCUGCUUCUUCCCUUUCCCCAGCCCCGGCGCGGCGGGGACGGCGGUGUUCCUGGCAGGGCCACGGGGCACCGUGCUGGGCGGCGCCGUCGCGCCGGGGGGGCUGGUGGCCGCCGGGCCGGUGGUGGUCGUGGUGGCCACGUUUGUCGCAGCGGCGCUGGACAGGCUGCCGUUGCUCAAGGGGGAGGAGCCCGUGCAUGGACACCGCGGCUGGCCGGUGUGCCCAAAGCAGCAACAGCAGCAGCAGCAGCUGGGCCUGGGCGCCAAUAAGAUCUUGCCGAGCGCCGCGCCGAGGGAAAUCAAUUAAAUUAAAGGGCUCAUCGAUGUUUGAAUUUUAAUUGAAUAGAUUAUAGAUGAAACAUGCAUCUCAUUGCGUGCGUCUUGAGCUGUUCUCGCUA